Molecule: messenger RNA, 5306 nt
Organism: Gallus gallus (chicken)
Lineage: Eukaryota; Metazoa; Chordata; Aves; Galliformes; Phasianidae
Gene: ABHD18
Product: abhydrolase domain containing 18
Exons: 10
Coding region: 1486-2604 (372 amino acids)
Source: RefSeq, a predicted model, not a curated record
AAAAUGAUACAUCAGCAGUUUUACCAUGAAGCCAAUAUAUCACUAUACCGAUUACCUCCAAAAUAAACUGCCUUUUUUUUUUUCCAGCUAAUAUGUUGGAAUAUGUUUUGACCUCAAAGUUGCAAAUAAUCUUAUUUGUGUGAAAGUUUAAUCUAUGUGGAUAACAUACUUUGAUAGGGUGCUUUAUUCCAAAGUGUACGGUCAUAUUUGAGAAAGAUUGAUUGAUUAUGUUCUGAAGCCAGGAAAAAAGCAUUACAAGAGAUGGAAGUUUUGGUGUAAUUAUAUGAGUAUUUAUCUAUGACUGGAAGAGAGCUUCUGUUAUUACUAGUAAUAACGUGGAAAACUCUUAAGUCUAAUCUAAGCUGAAAGUGAAUGACAUAACUCUUUAUGAAAAGCUUAAGCCACAGUAAGAAAAGUUAAAAGCUGGGACUAUGUGGCUCUGCUAGUCACAGGCUUUGGUUUUGAAGUCUUGUGGGGUUGGUUGGUUGGUUUGUUUUGGAGUGUAGAAAUCAUAUUGCUCUAAACUAUGGAAUGUGUUUGUUUUCCAAACAAAAAUGAUGCUGGAAGUCAAGGUUACUAGAGCUUGGACAGGAGCUGUUUGUUUUAUACAGAGCAAGAGAAACUGUUUAUAUAAAAGAAACUCCUUACAUUGUAUUUGAAGGAACCAUUCAAAUUCCAUUAAAAAAUUACUGUCUGUGUACAGAAAUAAGUGAAUAUAAUUGCAGCAAGAGAAUCUGUUACACUUUUUCUCUUGCCAAGCCAAAAAACCAACCAAGUACCAAUUCAGAAAGCUUAAUGAUCUGUAAUAGUCAAGGUAUUAGAUUACACUUUUGCUAUUUUGACACUAACACUGCUUUAGAGUUGAGAAAGGGAGAACAUAAUGUGUUUGCUUUUAGUUUUGAGCUAAACUUUCAUGACAGAUUUUUUUAUUUUCCUGAGCUUUUUCCCAAGGCUGAACAUACAAGUUGAAGCAUCCCUAAUUAGUACCAUAGCUGAAAAUCUAGUAUACUGCCUGCUUUCUUAUGUGUUCCUUUUCACUGAGAGGUUAUAUUAUGCUAUUGCAUUGGGCAGUAUUCUUAAAGUUUUGAAAUAUCCCUUAAGAUUGUCAUGCAUCACUUUGUUGUUUGUUUGUUUGUUUUCUCCUGAAUGUAAUUCAGUUGCAGGGUUGUGCUCCAUCUUGUGGAGAAAGUAUUGGUGCCUUAGAAAUGAUUUUUUUUUCCUCCCAAUACCUUUACUGUAACUAACUGCUGUGUAGCAGCAGAAGACAUUAAACGUUGGGUGUAUAAGAUUGUUUCAUGUGAAUAGUUUAAAAAACCCACAAACAUUUCAUUUUAAUGUAAACAUUUUGCUCAUCUUAUUCUUCAAUUUCAGCUGUUGUACCCUCAGGAGAAAAAUAGCACUAUUGCCAAGGAGAGCUAGGCAUACAUGUUCAGGCAGCUCUCUCUCUGAAGUUCCACUGCUCCACUCUGCAAAAUUUGAAUUGUGAUGAUGAGGUUUCAGUUCAUAACACCCAGAAGAUGGAAUAGCAAGCACAGACCUGUAUGCAUUCAUUUAGCAGGCACUGGGGAUCACCACUUCUGGAGGAGACGCACGUUAAUGGCUCGUCCGAUGAUUAAAGAAGCCUGUAUGGCUUCCCUAUUGCUUGAAAAUCCUUAUUAUGGCUGCAGAAAACCCAAGGAUCAAAUACGGUCAUGUUUAAAAAAUGUCUCGGACCUGUUUGUGAUGGGAGGAGCUCUUGUUCUAGAAUCGGCAGCUCUUUUGCACUGGCUAGAGAGAGAAGGCUAUGGACCGCUAGGGAUGACUGGAAUAUCCAUGGGAGGACAUAUGGCUUCUCUGGCAGUGACGAAUUGGCCUAAACCAUUGCCAUUGAUUCCAUGUCUUUCGUGGUCAACAGCCUCUGCAGUCUUUACUACGGGUGUGUUGAGUAAAGCAGUGAACUGGAGAGAGCUUGAGAAACAGUAUUAUACACAAACUGUUUACGAAGAAGAAAUCAUUCAAAUGCUUGAAUACUGUGGAACAGAUUCUUUCAAGAUGGGACAAGAUUUUGUUAAAAACUUCCCUGACAAUGUGGAUAGUUUGGAGGACAUAGAUGUGACUUCAAGAAUGUUCAACUUUGAUUCAUCAAACAAGACUGAGUCUAAAGAAGCUGUCCACAGCUUUGCCACAAGUAGAAGUACUCUAAGUGCCUCAUCGGAAAGACUCUUAAUGCAAGAUGCUCCUAAAAUUCAGUGCAUAAAUCAAACGUUUUCAACCAGUAGCAAUAAAAACUUAACCAUCCAACAGGGACACAGGAUAAAUAAUAGAACAAAGAGUGACACUUUGCAGAGAGAAUCAUUAAGGUUUAUGAAAGGAGUAAUGGAUGAAUGUACUCACGUAGCUAACUUCUCAGUUCCAGUUGACCCCAGUUUAAUCAUAGUUGUGCAAGCUAAGGAGGAUGCGUAUAUUCCUCGAACUGGAGUGCGCAGUCUGCAAGAAAUCUGGCCCGGAUGUGAAAUCAGGUAUCUGAAUGGAGGUCAUGUCAGUGCCUACCUCUUCAAACAAGGACUCUUUAGGCAAGCGAUUUAUGAUGCAUUUGACCGCUUUCUUCAGAAAUACACCGUUUAACAAUCUUCAUCAUGGAUUCAAACCGAUCUCAUUUGUAUUUCUGGUCAUUGGAACUCAUCUUUGGAAAACAAGCCUCUUGCAAUGUGAAGUAGUAGAUGGUCGGUUACUUUGAAUGUUGUAGGUAACGAAUAUAAAAAACGGUCAAGUCCCAGUAUUACUUUCCUUUCAACCAAGUGCCAUUCGGACAUGCUUCAGCUUUACCCGUGAAGAGCAAUGGUAGCGGUUGUUAGUGCACGAAUGGUUCCUGUACUUGAUAAUUUAUUGCAUUAUGUAUCAAUUCUGAGUAAAUUCUUAAUUGUGCAUCUGUUGAAAACAGACCAAUUUAAAUAUUGAUAGAAUAUAAAAUUUGCUGUCGGACUUAGAUACUGUCUUAUGUUUAGUGUAUUUACAGUUUGUUCCAGCUACCGUAUUUUCUUCUUGCUUCCUCGUCACUUGCUAUUCCUUCUGCAUUUUAACAUGGCUUGGCCAGCACUCUGCCUCUUGUGUUUGUCACUGAUUUUUCUCUUAUUAUGAACUGAAAAUGAACUACAACGGAUGAGGCAGAAUUGGAAUCUUGGCAAAAAGCUUUUAAAAAUUGAAUGAAGAGUGAGAGAGACAUUUUAAUUCACUGCAUCCAUUAGAUUUUUCUGCUGUUAAAUUAAACGGUGCCAUUCCAGAAGACUCAUGUUUUUACACAGCUGGAAUAACUCUACAUGGAGUGUCCAGUAAUUGAUUUUUUUACAUGCAUUCAAUUGGAUGAUGAAGUUUUUCUAGUAGAUUUUUUUUAAAAAAUUGCUAAAGGGAAUAACAGUGUAAUAACUUUUCUUGAUAAACAACGGCAGAAAGAGUCUGAUUCUAAGCAGUUAAAUCAACAGCAGAUUAUAUGGUGCUAUAAACAUCUCCUUGAAAGCAGGAGAGUCCUUUUUAAAAUGCACUCAGUGCUGAUAUGCAAAAACACAAUAUAAUAUUGUAGAGUGUUCAGAACAUAUGUGAGACGAAGGGUUAUCAAAACAGUCACAUUAGCUUCUUGUUUUUCAGAAGUUUUUUUAACUGAUGUUUAAAAAAAAAAAAAGGUAGGAUGAGGAACACAUUUAAGUAAAUCCCAUCUGUUGCUGCUUCUUUUGGGAUCAAAAAUGCCAACAAAUUAAAGUGAAAUUAAAGGUAAUCAUGAAUCAGCUAUGUGUGGUAGCUGUCCAUAUCUUAUACAGUGGUAAUGUCCUGCAUCGUUCUUUUAAAGCAAGCUUGCAGGGAAGUUGAAAGCCAAAACACUUCAGUAUUGAUUUUAGUACUGUAAUGGCUGAAGUUACAGAGAUACAAACAGAAAAAUCCAUGUAUUUCUUCAGGUACGUGACUUAUGAACCUUUCAAAUCAUACGCUUUAUUGAUUUCCAUGGUUACCAUAAUGGUUUUUAAUAGUGCACGAGGCAAUCAAAGCUCUGUUUGUUCCAGUGUAUUAUCCUGAAUUUCAGCCUGGCAGACAGAGCUGAUAACUGUUAGAAUUACUAGUCAGAUAAGUUGAGAUAAAACUGAAUGCGACAAUUUGUGAAAACCAAAGGCAAUUAACAUUGAAAUGCAUUGAAAAUUCAAAAGAAGUGAUAUUCUGUUGGAAGUUACCUUGUUUGUUGCAAGUGUUUUAUCAUCAUUUCUAUUAGGCAUUGUUGGUUUUUAUCUGUACUGGGAGCGAGUGUAAAGUGACUAGCAUGUUUCAGAAUCUUAAAAUACUGAAUUUUGGAAGAUUGGGAAUUAUAUAUGGAAGCUCUGAAUUUUACAAUUAAAUACUUGAAUAGUGAACUGAGAGUUUUACAGGUGUUAUGUUGAUACAAACUCACCUGUCAACUAAGGGUGUUUUCCAAGAGGGCUGACAGCUGUUCACCAAAUCUUUUACAUCUCCAUGGAUGGCCACAUUUAAAUGUAUUUAUGUGCUUUUACCUGUUUCUAUUGCAGCUCUGAAGGAAAGGGAGAUAAUUGGUGGCAAGGGACAGGGCAUGGAUAAAUGGAAAAGAUUAUUUUAUAAGGCCAGGACUAAGCAUAAAAAAAAUCAACUUCUCUACACUACAGAUGUAUGUAACAUGCCAACAUAAAUAUUUCUGAGGUGCACAAUACUAGGAAUUACACAACUGAUGGGAACUUGACAUCCUGAGGUUAGUGUUCUGAUGAUGUUAUUAAUGAGCUGAACUUUCCAAAAGGGCAUACUAUGCAAUGAAGCAGAUAUGUAUGAAUGUAACUCCUGUUUCUGAGAAAGGCUUUUGAAAGUAGUCAAGGACUGGUCUCCAACAAUUAAGAAUCACACUUUGCUAUGUAACUAAAGCAGUGUUGCCAAAUAAGAGAGUAUGGUAAGAAACAUUUAAAGAAUUUCUCAGGUUUUAAAAAAAAAAAGAGAGAGAAAUGAUGUCUGCGGUUCAUGUCUGCCAGUUGUCAGACACAGGAGGCCGUUAGCUGGUCUGUGAAGGAGGGAAUAUUGCUGUAUCAAUGUCUUAAUUUUAGGAAAAUUGUCUUUUAAAAGUAAAUUCUGUAAGCCCUGAGAAAGUAUUAUUAGCAAACCAUUUUUGAUGCUGUGAGAAUGUGAUUUUUAAUCCAGAAAUUGCUUUGAGAAAACCAUUGGAAUAAGGUUCCUGCAAUAAAUCCCAGCAUCAGGUAAGCCAUUCUGCACAUCUGAAGUUCCCUGUAAAAUUGACUUUGAUCAUUUUUCACUUUUAUGUUUUUCAAUAAAAAUCCUACAGAACA